AAACAGUGAGGAUCAUAAUGAAUACAGGCGCUUGUGUGAUAUUUAAGAAAACAGCAACAUUUCCAAUGCAGCAGCAACAUUGCCCGCACACAGCGAGUGUCGCCCGUUAUUAUUCGACUCUCUGAAUCCACUGGAAGUGUAAAACAAUUUUUAAAACAUUUACAUUUCCCUGCUCCAACCGAGGCAGGGCCUGGGGGUGAGGAAGGGAGAGGAAGGCAGAGGAGAGGAGCGCGGCGGCACUGGUGGUGUUAUGAGGGGCCCGACGUGCGCUCUGGCUGGCGUCGCGGAGCCCCAAUCAGCGGCCAUCACACCCGGCGUUUGAGCGUGCCAUUGGCUGGUGGGGAAAGGAGCUGCACGCAAAACCAACCCCGCCGCUCGCACUCGCCUCACAGAAGCCGAGCUGAGAACAUCAUCCGCUUUGAGCGCUUAGGCGCAGUGAUUACAUCCUCACGGGGAGCGACAGAGAGAAAGUCCCUGUUAUUCGCCGAGCCUUUAUUUUUAGAAGUUGCAUUCGUGAAAGAACCGGGGCGCUGUGUGAAUGGGAGUUGUUUGCCCUCCUUUUUUUUACUUCUUCAUGUGGAGUUUCCUGUUUUUUGUAUUGUGACUUUCUGUGAAGAAAGGGGGCUGUGUGUUCUGUGCACGGAGGAGUGCUGGCGAUGCGUCCUGGCUGCGCAGCCUGCAAUGUUUGCGCUGACGCCAAAAACUCACAGACCGGCGCAGAAUUGAUUAAAACGGAGAAGCUCGGAUCAAAUGGCUGCGCUUCUCACAGCUGAAACGACACAAUGUUCCACUGACCCGAGGCAGAGGAGAGGCAUUUUGGAAUCGGACAGCCUUGUUGCUGCUUUUUUCACUGCCUUUUUACGGACAGGGGAAAUGGGAAAUGCUCAUUUCUUGUAAGAAAAAGGAGUAACACUGUUGUCGUUUUGGUUUUUUUCCCCGUCUUGAAGUGCACUUUGUGAGAGGGGGAGGAAAUGAUUUGGUUAAUAUUCCUGCUCUCCAUCCUGGAUGGAGCUGUUGCUCAGCUACACUACUCCGUGCCAGAGGAGCAGGAGCCCGGCUCUGUGGUUGGGAAUAUCGCGGAGGAUUUGGGGCUUGACAUCACCAAACUUUCCGCUCGCCGCUUUCAGACGGUGCCUAGUUCACGGACACCUUACCUGGAGGUGAACUUAGAAAACGGCGCGCUCGUGGUGAAGGAGAAAAUUGACCGGGAAGAGAUCUGCAAGCAGACCACCCAGUGCCUAUUGCACCUGGAGGUGUUUCUGGAGAACCCGCUGGAGCUCUUUCGCGUGGAGAUCGAGGUGAUGGACAUCAACGACAACCCUCCCAGCUUUCCCGAGACGGACAUUUCCGUGGAGAUAUCGGAGAGCGCCAUCCCCGGCACCCGCUUCCCGGUGGAGAACGCCUUCGACCCCGACGUGGGCACAAACGCGCUCAGCACAUAUGCCAUAACGAAUAACAACUAUUUUUACCUCGACGUGCAGACACAGAGCGACGGGAAUAAGUUUGCAGAGCUGGUGCUGGAGAAGCCGCUGGACAGGGAGCAGCAGGCGGUGCACCGCUACGUGCUGACUGCCGUGGAUGGAGGCAUCCCGCAGCGGACCGGGACGGCGCUCCUGGUCGUUAAAGUUCUGGACUCUAAUGAUAACGCGCCCACAUUCGACCAAUCUGUGUACACUGUUAACCUGCGGGAAAACUCCCCCGUGGGCACUCUAGUCAUCCAGCUCAACGCCACGGACGUUGACGAGGGACAAAACGGGGAAAUAGUUUAUUCUUUCAGCAGUCAUAACGCCCCGCGGACAAAGGACCUAUUCAAUAUUGACGCCAGAACAGGUAGGAUAGAGGUGGCGGGGGAGGUGGACUAUGAAGAGAGCAAUACGCACCAGAUUUAUGUACAGGCUAAGGAUCUUGGGGCCAAUGCGGUCCCCGCGCAUUGCAAAGUGCUGGUCAAACUCGUGGACGUGAACGACAACACGCCGGAGAUCGGUUUCAGCACUGUGACCGAGUCCGUGAGCGAGCAGGACGCGCCGGGCACCGUGAUCGCCCUUUUCAGCGUCUCAGAUCGGGACUCGGGCGAAAACGGACAGAUGAGCUGUGAGAUACUGGGAGACGUUCCGUUCAAACUGAAGUCGUCUUUCAAGAACUACUACACCAUCGUGACGGACGGGCCGCUGGACAGAGAGAGCACGGACUCAUACACCAUCACCGUGGUGGCCAAAGACAAGGGUCAGCCUUCCCUCGCCACCAGUAAGUCAAUCAAAGUGCACGUCUCCGACGAGAAUGACAACGCGCCCCGUUUUACGCAGGCUGUCUAUGAUGUGUAUGUAACAGAGAAUAAUGUGCCCGGCGCUUUCAUUCACGCCGUGAGCGCUUUGGACCCUGAUAUAGGACAAAACGCUCUUAUUACCUACUCCAUAUUGGAGUGUGACAUACAGGGCAUGUCUGUGGACACAUAUGUGUCCAUAAACCAGGACACCGGCUACCUUUACGCGCUGCGCUCUUUUGAUUAUGAGCAGCUGAAAGAGUUUAGCUUCAUGGUCCAGGCUAAGGACUCGGGUCCCGCCGAGCUCUUCUCUAAUGCCACUGUAAACGUGAUCAUAGUCGACCAGAAUGACAACGCUCCGUCUGUAAUAGCCCCCAUCGGUAAAAACGGCACAGCCAAAGAGCACUUGCCGCGCUCUGCGGAGCCCGGCUACCUGGUGACGCGCAUUGUAGCCAUGGAUGCGGAUGAUGGUGAGAACGCGCGGCUCUCAUACAGCAUCCUUCGGGGCAACGAGAUGGAGAUGUUCCGCAUGGACUGGAGGACAGGGGAGCUGAGGACAGCCCGCAGGAUCUCUCCCAAGCGCGACCUGCAGGGCUACUACGACCUGCUGAUCGAGGUGAGGGACCACGGGCAGCCCCCUCUCUCCUCCUCCGCCAGUGUGAGCGUAAUCCUAGUGGACAGCGUGGUCGAAGGCCGCAGCGGGGAUCGCGGCUCGGCCUCCAAGGCGAAGGAGACCUCUCUUGACCUCACCCUCAUCCUCAUCAUCGCCCUGGGCUCCGUUUCCUUCAUCUUCCUCCUGGCCAUGAUUGUGCUGGCCGUGCGCUGUCAAAAGGACAAGACGCUCAACCUGUACACGUGCCUGCUGGCCGGCGACUGCUGUUUGUGCUGCAGCGCGUGCUGCAGCCGUCAGGCUCGGGGCCGGAAACAGAAGAAGCUGAGUAAGUCCGACAUCAUGUUGGUCCAGAGCACCAAUGUGACAUCCGGGGUCGGGCCCGUUGGGCAGGUGCCCGUGGAGGAGUCUGGUGUGGGCGGCGUGGUCGGGGGAUUCGGCUCCCACCACCACCAGAACCAGAACUCCUACUGCUACCAGGUGUGUCUGACACCGGAGUCCGCCAAAACGGAUCUGAUGUUCCUCAAACCGUGCAGUCCCUCCCGCAGCACCGACACGGAUCACACCAACCCCUGCGGCGCCAUAGUCACCGGUUACAGUGACCAACAACCGGACAUCAUAUCCAAUGGCAGCAUUCUGUCUAAUGAGACAAAACACCAACGAGCAGAGCUCAGCUAUCUGGUGGACAGACCCAGACGUGUCAACAGUUCGGCAUUCCAAGAAGCAGACAUCGUCAGCUCCAAAGACAGCGGUCACGGCGACAGCGAACAGGGCGACAGUGACCACGAUGCCACCAACCGGGGUCAUUCGGCCGGUGCUGACCUGUUCUCCAACUGCACGGAGGAGUGCAAGGCUCUGGGCCACUCCGACCGCUGUUGGAUGCCGUCGUUUGUGCCGUCGGACGGGCGCCAGGGGCCGGACUACCGCAGCAACCUGCACGUCCCCGGCAUGGACGCCACGCUGCCCGACACUGAGGUACCCUCCUCCGUCAACCUCUCCGACCAGCUCACCAUGACCUCGUCCACCGCCUCGUCCACCGAUAGGUCAUUCUCCACCUUUGGCAAGGACGGUCAAAGGUCACAGUCACACCACAGCCUUCACCAUCACCUACAUCAGCAACAGCAGCAGUACAGCUCCAGCACGCUAGAGAGGAAAGAGUAUGAUAGGGGGACCCUACCGUACAAACCCACCUUUCUCUCCCGCAAAAGGAUUUGCUAGCUCGUUCCAUGUGGACCUGUCAGAGACGGCGUGAGAUUUCGGUACCAGACCGCCAAGACCGAUGCUAGAGACAGCGAAACAAAACUAAACUAACAGCAACCUGGACAACAACAACCUUGGUUAAAUUGCAUUAUCCCGGGUGGCGAGCGGUAACGAAGCCUUGGCUGUGGUCGCCACGGGAGGAGAGAGAAAUAAAUACUGAGUAGCUGUAACCCUCUAGAUAUCCGAGGAGCAAUUCAAGGCCUUAUUCCUCUCAGCGGGACUGAGACCGGGGCCAAUACACUCAACAUGUGAAGAUUAUAAAAAUCAGCAGCAGCAAGAGGAGAGGUACUGAAAAGAACGCAGGACUACAAAACCACAAGUGAUAAGAAGAGAGGCCGAUUAACUCGCGGAGGUGUUUUUGUGUUUUUUGGGGGGGACUGAGGAGUUAGCCUCUAGAGAUCUGUGUGUGCCUGUUUACAUGAAGAAGAAAAAAAACGACUAAUGUUUCUGUACAAACUUCAACCAACGUCACACGGAACCCUUUAGCUAUUUCUAUGGUCACCAUUAAGCCAACUGUACAGAGACUGUGUGGGGGGAACAGAAGGAGGCUGACAGCCAGCUUGAACGCAAGAGACUGAGUGAGGGUCAGACAAUUAGACAACAAGUCAGAGAGCAGGUGUUGUACAGGUAUGAAAUGACUGGGGGGGGGGGGGGGGGGGGGGGGGGGGGGGGGGAAGGAAAAGUGGACAAGUAGAGAAGAUGUGCAGUACUAUAGAUUCUGUAUCUCUGGUUUUUCGACUUGACUGUCUUUAUAUAACUUCUCUCUUUUUUUGGUUUCUGUUGUUCUUUCGGUGUGGUUAAAGUGUGCAGACUCUAACAUAUUCCAACCGUACAGUUACAGACAGGAACAUGCAGCCCGGAGCCGGGUUCAGGCCUCUUUUCGGGUUUAGCCACUUCAGGAAGGCGCGUUCGACAAAUAAAGACGACGCAUAUGGGGGGGGGGGAAAAAGCCGCUAAAAACAAUCCUCGUGUUCAGUCUGUCAAUAAAUAUCACAAAUGAAUGUUCUCAUCUCUACACUAGUGACUAACAACUCUCAAGUUCCCUUCCUGAGCUGACUGCAGAGAAAGUGAAAUGAGCCUCCGCCGGGAUGUGGUUCCCUUGACGCCAUUGGCCUAUACAUAAACAAUCAGACACAUUCAGUGGUUUUUAUCAUGUGUGCAAAGUGUUUACUGUGCUAUUUUAAAAAGCUUAUAAAUGAAUAUAAAUCUAUAUAUAUAACUAUAUAUAUAUUAUACACAAUAUACUUUUUUCUGAAAACUGUGUAACCAUUGGUUAGUUUCUACACCUCAUAUUGUCAUUCAAUCUAACAAUACAAAGUACUACAAAAUCAAGACUUGUAUCGAUUAAAGCAGAGGAGGAGUGCUGCAGCCUAAAAAGGCAAACCCCUUCACACCAACCAUGGAUUAAGUUGCUGGUACCUACGUCACGUUUCACAGUUUACAGACGCUGGGUCUCGUGGUGUGUAGCGAAGACGCCAGUCUUGUUUUGGCCUGUUGUGUAUUUUUACUAGCAGAAUAUGUGUUCAUGUACAGGAAGGGGGACUAUCACAAUCGAGCUAGAUAUCAAAGUUUUACAAUCAUACAAAGAGAGACAUACACAGACAAUACAUGGUGAAGCGCACUAUGGCACCCGCGCGCACACGCACACACACACACACGCACACAAACAACACAGGUCAAGUGGUGAUGAAUAAACGGUGUAAUUGAA
This is a messenger RNA of Scophthalmus maximus (turbot), 5838 nucleotides long. RefSeq names its product protocadherin 10a (gene pcdh10a). Gene Ontology annotation, molecular function: calcium ion binding. The record is from RefSeq and is a predicted model, not a curated record. Gene Ontology annotation, biological process: homophilic cell-cell adhesion. The transcript has 5 exons. NCBI's taxonomy places the organism in Eukaryota, Metazoa, Chordata, Actinopteri, Pleuronectiformes, Scophthalmidae. The coding region runs from base 972 to 4088 and encodes 1038 amino acids. Gene Ontology annotation, cellular component: plasma membrane.